Bactrocera latifrons is the source of this 1429-nucleotide messenger RNA. RefSeq names its product putative inorganic phosphate cotransporter. Gene Ontology annotation, molecular function: transmembrane transporter activity. Lineage: Eukaryota; Metazoa; Arthropoda; Insecta; Diptera; Tephritidae. Gene Ontology annotation, biological process: monoatomic anion transport; transmembrane transport. Gene Ontology annotation, cellular component: plasma membrane. The record is from RefSeq and is a predicted model, not a curated record.
AUAAGUACAAUGGAUACUUGGGAUUUUUAGUAAAGUCGCGUAGUAGCUGUUGCCCAAAAGCAUUGUACUUUCGAAAGAUUUGUUACAAAUUGGCAUUAAAAGAAUUCUAACAGGACAAAAAUAGAAUCAAAUUAAGCAUACGAGUAUAUCCGAAAAAUUUUAAAGUGAAUUCGAACGUGCGAAAAUUGUAAAAAAAAAUGAGCAUGGAGCAAAUUUUAGACCCGGCUUUGGUGUACGCCAUGUACAAACUCUACUGUUAUUUUUCAACAUUGUUGUGGUUUCUAUAAGUCGCCUAAACAUUUCGGUUGCUGUGGUCGCGAUGACAAACGCCGRAAGCACGAAUCCUAAUUUUCAGGAAUUCGAUUGGACGGAAGAACAAAAAUCUUAUAUAAUUUCCAGCUUCUACUGGGGUUACGUGGUCACACAGUUUCCCGGUGGCUAUUUGAGUCGWCGUUUCGGUGCGAAAAUUGUGAUGAGCAUAGGUGUCUUCGCUUCGUCUAUAUGCAGUUUGGUCACACCAUAUCUGGUGUGUUGGGGUGGCUGGCAAAURUUAUGUGUUAUACGUAUUCUGCAGGGUCUCUGCCAGGCAGCACUCUUUCCCUCCAUACAUGAGCAYAUUGCGAAAUGGUCUCCGCCACGYGAGCGYAACUUGCUGGGCGCAAUCAUAUAUUCGGGUGUCGAUUGUGGUAUGGUGUUGGCAAUGCUUGUGAGUGGCUUGAUUGCGGGUAGCGCGYUUGGCUGGCCGGGUAUUUCGUAUAUUUCAGCUGGCGCUGGUUUUCUCUGGUGUUUAUUUUGGCAGAUUUUCGCAGCGAAUAAUCCGCAAACAUCGCGCUUUAUUAUGAAAGCAGAGUGCGAGUACAUUGAGACUUCUAUGCGMCGUGAGAAAGACUUCCAUGAACGGAAAAUACCUGUACCAUGGUUGGCAAUGUUCACAUCGGUGCCCUUCUUGGCGUUACUCGUUGUGCGUUGUGCCGAAACCUGGGGCAUMAGCACCGCCCAAUCGCAGAUUCCCUCGUACUUCAAUGGCGUAUAUAAUAUGAAUAUAAAAAGUACUGCAUUGUGCUCAUCACUGCCCUACAUAGCGCGUUGGAUUAUGUCGUACAUGUACUUGUUCUUCGGUAAUAUGGCGGUCGCAAGGAAUUGGCUCUGCUUGACGGUGGUGCGUAAGAUCGCCAAUACAUCGGCCAUGUGGCUGCCUGCGUGUUUUAUGAUCGGUAUAGGAUUCCUURAUGACACCAAUAGAUCUUGGGCUAUUGCUUUGAUGACCAUGAAUGUCGGCUUCAACGGUGGCAUUACCAUGGGUUGUGUGCUCAGCACGAUUGAUGUAUCGCCAAAUCAUGCAGGCGUCGUAAUGGGUAUCGYGAAUACGCUGACUAAUGUGGUGUCUUUGUUAACGCCACUGGUUGUGGGCUUCGUAGUCACCGAUGCG